CAUUAGCGGGGCUUGUUUUACCACAGACCGCAUCCACAGCGAAGUGAGCUGCUGCAAACUGACUGCCUGGAUCCUGCAAGAGACUCGUUAGCAGUUAGAGGGAAAGUGUUAAGACAGCGGGGACUUCUGCACAGACAACACACUACAACGGAACUAUGAUGCACAGUACUUCACAGAGAACAUAAACCUGAGCUGCCUUUUACUCACAACGACGCUGGGACUGAAUCCAAUUUCUGCAUAGAGACCUCUGGGUUUGUUCCACCAUCAACGAGAUGCAUAUGAAUAGCUUAUUAAAUCAAUGGACGGACAUCUCCAGCAUGUGUGAUGUGGACGUGUCCUCUGAGCCCACCAGUCCCACCCUGUAUGGUGAGUCUUCUGACAAGUACUACCAUGUGGACCGGUGGCAGAAGCUCCGCACCGCCGUACGCAAACUGGAGUUCUGGGAAAACUUUACAGCUGAGCUUAUUGGGAGUGGCUUCUUCUCCAAAGUCUAUAAGGUGAUGCACAGCACCACUCGGAAGGUGAUGGUGGUGAAGAUCUACAAAAACGACGUGGACCAAGACAGCAUCGUACGAGAGAUCAGCCUGCUGCAGAAACUCUCCCACCCCAACAUCGUCAGAUAUCUGGGAAUAUGUGUCAAAGAAGACAAACUCUAUCCGAUCUUAGAGUAUGUAAAUGGUGGAUGUCUGGAGGAGCUUCUGGUCAGGAAAGACGUUCCCCUGUGCUGGAGAGAGAAGGUGGACCUGGCCUGUGAUAUAAGCAGAGGAAUGAUCUACCUGCACUACAAGAACAUUUACCACAGAGACCUCAACUCAAAGAACUGCCUGAUCCGGGUGACAUCUCGGGGUCGGGAGGCCCUGGUGACUGACUUCGGCCUGGCCAGGGAAGUGGUGGAGCUGCCAGUCAAAGACCCUGGCAGGAAGCUCUCACUAGUGGGCUCAGCCUUUUGGAUGGCCCCAGAGAUGCUCAGAGGGGAGCCAUAUGACCGCAAGGUGGAUGUAUUCUCCUUUGGCAUUGUGCUCUGUGAAAUCCUGGCCAGGAUCCCUGCAGACCCAGAGAUACUACCCAGAACACAGGACUAUGGUCUGGAUGUGAAUGCAUUCAGGGAGCUGGUGAUUGGCUGUCCUCAGCGUCUCCUGGAGUUGGCAGCCAGCUGCUGUAUGCUGGAGUCCUUCCGACGGCCAGCGUUCACAGAGUUGCUGGAUGAGUUGGGAGAAGUUGCUGAGAGUCUGGAGCCGCCACCAAAAUCUGAUCUGACCACGAGCUGAGUCUCCCGUCAUCCAGCAACAGGACCGGAGUGUCUGGGAUUAUUCGCCAAUGUCUGAACAGGACUACACAUGACCAUGGCUGAACUUGUCUUAAUUGAGGUGGUGCAGAUAUACUAGAUGUGUUUUUGGAGAGCAGUGGAAAUUUUCCUGACUUCUCAUUGGACACUUUACUUUGACACACUUGUGUACAGAUGAAGUUUGACUCGUAGGAGUGAAUAUACAGUAUGGUCUGUUUUGUUUUUUUUGUUUUUUUUUUUUUGCAGCACGUCUUUCUUGACUGAAAGGUCUUAUCCCCAUUUCCUGUUCUUUGUGUGUGGUUUGUUUGUAACUGACGAUACAGAUGAUCAAGUCUGUUGAUGUAUUUUCGGCCUCUUCUAUCUGCUCACCCAUCCCUUUUGAUUCUGCAGGCCUGGAAUCUGUUUCAGCGCUUCUCCAACAGGAAAUUGCAUUUGACUGAGCAAGAAUGGUCUGCCCUCUAACAAACAGAUCUCCGGAUAUCAUUUCCUAUAAGAUGGGACACAAAACCAGUUUUGAAAGCAGAACAGUCAUUGUUUCACAUAACAGAUACAUGACUAAUACAUCAGGAGUUUAAGAGAUUUUAAGUUGACAUAAGAAUUGUCAGGCAUGCAUGUUCGAGUUUGCAGUCAUAUUAAAUAAAGUUGCUCUCAUUUUAAGCUAUUUAUUAUUUCCAUAAAAUUAUAUUUUUCUUGAUUAACGCUGAAAACCUUCAACAUAUCAGCAUUUUCAGAAACAAAGAAAACAUUUAUUCAGUAUAAUGACUUUGCAUUUUUUAGUUUUCAGUGAUGUGAAUUUAAUGUCCAAAUCUCUUUUUGCUUUGUUCUGUUUUGUUGUUAUUUUAAUAAGGUAGUGAGUGUGUAAAUAUUUAAGCUUUUCUGUUUUGCUCACAUUCUUUUGUAAUUCUGCCACCUUCUGGAGGAUUGAAAGCUCCACAUUCUUUUACGUUGGCCGGCAUUUACUACUUUCUGGUCUGUGUGUGGUCUCAGUGAUUUCUCAGGCAGCUACAACAACUCUCAUAAAAGCCACACUUGGUUUCUGUCCUUAAAUUUAUUCUGCCUUUUUUUUAAAGGAAACAGUUCUGUAACAGUAAGUUAGAUCUCAAACUUCAGAGAUACUGGUUUAGUUGUCUUGCACAUACAUGCAAGUGAUAAAACGGUGAAAAAAAGAAUAAUCAAAUACAGGUGAACGCAACAGAGAGAUGGAGAUGCCUGAAAAUUCAACAUGCUUUUUAGGCUCAGUGAUUGUAUGAAGAUAAAUCUGCUUUUCAGAAGUUGCUGUUUCAGUUUUCACAUUCAUCAUGAAAAACUAAUGGAACCUUUUUCAUUUAAUCAGCUUACAUACAUUUUGAAAAAUAAAGUUUCAGUUCUAUUUCAUAUAAA
Molecule: messenger RNA, 2665 nt
Organism: Micropterus salmoides (largemouth bass)
Lineage: Eukaryota; Metazoa; Chordata; Actinopteri; Centrarchiformes; Centrarchidae
Product: PKc_LIMK_like_unk domain-containing protein
Exons: 10
Coding region: 273-1268 (331 amino acids)
Biological process (GO): protein phosphorylation; actin cytoskeleton organization
Cellular component (GO): nucleus; cytoplasm
Molecular function (GO): protein serine/threonine kinase activity; ATP binding
Source: RefSeq, a predicted model, not a curated record